GGAGGACACCGGAUGAUGGAUGGUGCGCUCGGAUGAAGGCAGACCUCAGAUCGCGGCCCAGUGGCAUGCAGAGAUCCGCGCUGUGCGCUCCUGAAGCCCGUCACCUGCAUGAAGCGGAGAUGGAGUUCAGAUAGACGCGCCGCUCCAGCCCUGGGACUGAUCGCUGCGACUUCCGCUCUGGAUUUCUGCACUUCAUGUUUAGUUGCCCUGUGAAAAUGUGGAGACUCACCAACUUGUUGGCCUGUCUGCUGGUGUUGUGUAAGGACGCGUCCUCACAAAACAAGAUCUUUGGGGACACUGAGCCUGUCAGGAUGACAUCAGAGGGCUCCGACUGCCGCUGUAAGUGCAUCAUGCGGCCUCUGAGUAAGGACGCCUGCCUGCGGCUGCGCAGCGGCAGCGUGCGCGUGGAGGACUUCUACACAGUAGAGACGGUCAGCUCGGGAUCAGACUGUAAGUGCUCCUGCACGGCUCCGCCGUCCUCACUCAACCCCUGUGAGAACGAGUGGAAGAUGGAGAAGCUGAAGAAACAGGCCCCGGAGUUAUUAAAGCUCCAGUCUAUGGUGGACCUCCUGGAGGGAACCCUGUACAGUAUGGAUCUACUGAAGGUCCACUCCUAUAUCAACAAGGUGGUCUCUCAGAUGAACACCCUCGAAGAGACCAUCAAAUCAAACCUUACGCGAGAGAAUGAAUAUGUACGGGACAGCAUGACCAGCCUGACCAACCAGUUUAAAAAAUAUGAGAACUACUCCAACAUCAUGAUGAGCAUCAAGAAGGAGAUCUCCUCGCUCAGCCUGCAGCUGCUGCAGAAAGACGCGUCUGAGAGCAAAGCACAGGACACUCAUGAUGAGAAAGUCAAGCCUCCAGGAAAGGUAGCAAACAAAAAGACCCCUGUUGCCAAAACACCUCCAAAGGCACCCAAAGAAAAACCAGUCAAGCCCAAGAAAGAGGUCAUAAAGCCUGGGAAACCGAUUAAGCCCGACCCGACUCCAAAAUCAAAGGUGGUUGGCCAGCAGCCUGGUGUGGUGAGGAGCAUCACAUACUACAAGGCCUCUAAGACCAACCAAGAUGACCAAAGAGGAGACCACUCUGUGAAAACACACCCGGUCCAUCAUCUAACAGAAAAUGAGCCUGAGGAUGGAGGGACUGAAACUAUCCUAGAGCCUGUUGAGGGAACUGUGGCUGAGACCUUUGACCCCACUACAGCUCCCACUGCUACCAUUACCACCACCACCACUACUACCGCCACCACCACCACAACGUCCACCACCACAGAGCCCACUACUACCACUAUCCAAAGCACGCCCCGGUCUGAAAGACCAGCUCCUACUAUUGUGCUGGUGCUGGACAACUCCAACAACAACAGUCGGCCCAGCCUCCACAGAGAAGGGAAGAUUCUCAACUGUGAAGGAACUCUGGCAUCCAUUGAGCAACCGGAGAAACAACACAGUUAUGGGCGCAAUGAGGGAGCCUGGAUGAAGGAUCCUUUGGCUAAGGACUCCAAGAUCUACGUGACUAAUUACUACUAUGGCAACAACCUGGUGGAGUUCCGUAACCUGGACAACUUCAAACAAGGGCGUUGGAGUAAUCUUUACAAACUGCCCUAUAACUGGAUCGGGACUGGCCAUGUAGUUUAUAACGGAGCGUUCUACUACAACAGGGCCUUCACUAAGAACAUCAUUAAGUAUGAUCUGAGGAUGCGAUAUAUGGCAGCGUGGACUCUGCUGCACGAUGUCGUCUACGAGGACACCAACCGCUGGAAGUGGAGGGGACACUCGGAUAUUGACUUUGCAGUUGACGAAAGUGGUCUGUGGGUAAUCUACCCAUCUCUGGACUAUGACUACAACCAGCAAGAGUUGAUUGUGAUUAGUAAACUGGAUCCCGGAGACCUGUCCCUGAAAAAGGAAACGACCUACCGAACAGGCCUCAAGCGGAACUCUUAUGGAAACUGCUUCAUCAUCUGCGGUGUCCUGUAUGCUGUCGAUGUGUACAACCAGAAAGAAGCUGAGGUGAAUUAUGCUUAUGACACCCACACAAACACGGAGGCAAUCCCACGUUUGCCAUUCACCAACGAGUACUCCUUCACCACCCAGAUAGACUACAACCCAAAGGAUAAGCUUCUGUAUGCAUGGGACAAUGGCAAUCAGGUCACAUAUCAGGUGAACUUCAUUGAGGAAUGAACACAGGUAAUUUGUAUCCAGGCUUGCCAGGAUGGCAACCAGUUAGAGGAUUCUCAGUAUUUAUCUGUAAGAACUCAUGUAGAACCUAUCAUUGGACGUAGAUCUGUUUUUGGGCCUCAGUCAGGCUUUACAGCCUUUCCUGUCAUCUUCUAAAGUAUGUUGUUAUACAAUUUUCCAAUCCUUAAAUUUUUUUUGCACAGCUUUGGAUAAUAAAUUAUAAUGGCAAACUGAAAACAAUAUUAUUUUCCUGCUAUAUUACCAAUCAGCUGACUACUGAAUACAACCUGGGGCAGAAAAUAUCUUUCUUAGAAUAUAUUUGAUCAGUUUUUCUAUUUUGUUGUCAAAAAAACCCUAAAACAAGACAAAAAACCAACAAAAAAACAGAUAUGACCCAAAGCUGGUCUAUUUAGUAGAUAGUAUGCCUGUCACUCUAGUACAUUUUUAUGGAUGAUAAAUUGCCCCAAAAAUUAUUGAGAUAAACAAUAACAUUAUGGUUUUGAAACCAUUUUCAACUAUAUAAUGAUAAUGGCAUAAUAAUACAAGUUCACCAUUGCAUUAUUGAGGAUGAACUCAAUGCAAAAUUUCAAAGAAAUUGUGUUCUUUACAAAAGAAACUCACAACAACCAAAAUCUAUAAAUAAAAAAGGAAAUAAACUCCACAAUAAAAACUCAAAACCUUUAAUAAAUUGAAUUAUUUAGUCUCUAAACAAAAUUGCCCUUCAAUAAAUAUUAAUCAUCAGAAUCAUCAGAAGCAAUCAAUUUCAUGUUGCCUCAUAAAAGUGAUUGAUUCAUUGCUUAUUGCGACAGGUUCAUCAGCUACCACCAUUCUGUGGUCACUUUCACUGUCUUCACCAGGAGCAAAGUGGAGCCGAAGUCAAAGUUUUUGUUUGGGUGCACAAACUUAGUGAAAAAAAGCUGAUUCUGAUUCUAGCUGAACGUUCAAUCUUUGUCAAACAUCUCAAGAUAUACAGGUAUAUACAAAACAAAGUUGCCUCAUUGGUGUAUCAUUUUUUCACAUUAUGCAUUGAAAAGAAAUGUAAUCAUUUGGUGUUGAGGAAAUGACCAAAAAGGCAGAGCCUUUUCAUUUACCUUGUUUUUCAGUUUCCACCAUAUACUUUCAGUUUGUUUGAAAUCCAGACUACGUCUGGACAGGUCACUGAGCUGAUCUGCCUUUCCUGAAGAAAAGUUUGAACGCUCUUUGCUUGGUGUAAAGUUGCAUUAUUAUUCUGACAAAUCUUGAUUUCAUUAUUAAGCUUUCUUUGGAUUGAUGGAAUAAGAAAUGUUAGUAAUGUGCGUGUCAGGAGUCUGAGCUCUCCAUUAACCCAGAGCUCAUGCUCACUGCUGCUGUAGUAGAUGCACAAGCAGAAUUAGCGAAAUCACUGAGCGGCGGCAGACUCACUUCAAACACCGCAGACUGAGAGGAUUCUGUCUGGAGUAGGCAGACAGUGAUUUGUGGAAAUCACCACUGUGUUGAUGAUUCAGUUCAACAAAUUUUCAAUACUUUUCUUCUUCUUCUUCAUGUGUUCAACCCAUCACACAAUCAUCCUCUCAGGCCACAACAGCUUUUUUGGCAACAAAACUGACUCAAGUGUCUCCAGGAAACUGGAUCAAUUUAAACAACUGGAGUCCAUAAAUGGAACUGAGUUGAUCACCCCAAAGUGUUAUGCUAACAGAUAAUGAAAUUAUGAAUUAAUAAGCAGCUAUCUCUGAACGUUAGGAAAAUAAUGCUCAGUAAAACAACUCAUCAAGCAACCACCAGGAGUACUGAUUCCAUAUUUUUCAUCAGAGGUUGUAUUUGUCAUUUACCUAAGAUAUCAGACUUUCCAAUGGCUGUUCAGAUGCAUUCUGGAGUGUUUUUGUUUUAAUAAUUUUUGAAAAAUGUUUUCUCUUUUUGGCAUUUAACUCAGCUGGUGACAUUACUUCAGCCUGUUCUAACAGACAGGCUGCUGAGAAAGGUUCCCAGGGCCUAAGUAUCAGUCAUGUCAUCGUUUUCCCAUCCUGUGACCAAACAUUUGUUCAGGAAUUUGCUUUAUUAUUAUCCAUGCAUCCUGUUUCUUCACCAGAGAAAUGUCGAGGAGUGUGCUGAUUAAACUGUAUGACAAAAUUUACACUUUACUUUUAUAUUUGUUCACAAUAUGAUUUGACGAUGUAAUGAAUCUGUUAUUGUUUCUUCAUAAAAAGAUCCAGUUUUUACCAUGCCAAUAACCUUUCAUAGCCACUGUAUAUAUUGUAAAUGAGCAUUUGAAUGUUUGCACUUCAAACCGGGUUCAUCAUGUUCUAACAAAAGUCCAAUGUAGCCAUGUUAUUUUGUUUCAGAUUUACAUGUUUUACCACCCAUGAUGUAACGCUUACACAAAUCUAGAAUGUUUCUUUUGGGGGGGGGGGGCGUUCCUGCAACAAUGAUUCAUAACCACAAUGUUUUUUUAAAAAAGCUUAUUACUGAAAUCAUGUCAGUAUCAAUAAAGUCAUUUGUUUAAGUCUACACAUAGAAACAGAAACAUAAUAUUGUGUUGAAACAAGUUGAGCAUGUGCUUGUGUCAUGAAAUAAAAUGUUCACUCUGAAA
Molecule: messenger RNA, 4740 nt
Organism: Xiphophorus hellerii (green swordtail)
Lineage: Eukaryota; Metazoa; Chordata; Actinopteri; Cyprinodontiformes; Poeciliidae
Product: olfactomedin-like 2A
Exons: 8
Coding region: 195-2177 (660 amino acids)
Biological process (GO): signal transduction
Source: RefSeq, a predicted model, not a curated record